GGGCGGGGGCAGGCGGCGGCCGGGCCGGGCCGGGCCGGGCCGGGCGAUGGGGAAGGAGCAGGAGCUGCUGGAGGCCGCCCGCACCGGGAACCUGCCCGCCGUGGAGAAACUGCUCUCGGGGAAGCGCCUCAGCUCCGGCUUCGGCUCCGGGGGAGGAGGAGGAGGUGGAGGUGGCGGCGGAGGAGGUGGCGGCGCCGGCGGCAGUGGUGGUGGAGGUUCCGGGGGCGGCGGAGGAGGAGGAGGAGGAGGAGGAGGAGGAGUGGGGCACCCGCUGUCCAGCCUGCUGAGCAUCUGGAGAGGGCCAAAUGUGAACUGCGUUGACAGUACUGGAUACACUCCCCUGCACCAUGCUGCUUUGAAUGGUCAUAAGGACGUGGUGGAAGUUCUGCUGAGGAACGAUGCGCUGACCAACGUAGCGGACUGUAAAGGCUGCUACCCUCUUCACCUGGCAGCUUGGAAAGGAGACGCAGACAUAGUGAAGCUCCUCAUCCACCAGGGACCGUCGCACACUAAAGUGAAUGAGCAGAAUGCUCUUGAGAUCAAAGAACUCAAAAAGUACGGCCCCUUUGACCCAUAUAUCAAUGCCAAGAACAACGACAACGAGACGGCGCUGCACUGCGCUGCGCAGUACGGCCACACGGAGGUGGUGAAGGUGCUGCUGGAGGAGCUGACCGACCCCACCAUGCGCAACAACAAGUUCGAGACGCCCCUGGACCUGGCCGCGCUCUACGGGAGGCUGGAAGUCGUGAAGAUGCUCUUGAACGCUCACCCCAAUCUUUUAAGCUGCAACACUAAGAAACACACUCCGCUGCACUUGGCAGCCAGGAACGGUCACAAAGCGGUGGUCCACGUCCUCCUGGAUGCUGGCAUGGAUAGCAACUAUCAGACUGAAAAAGGCAGUGCUUUGCACGAAGCUGCUUUGUUUGGCAAGACAGAUGUGGUACAAAUAUUGCUGGCUGCAGGUAUCGAUGUGAACAUAAAGGAUAACAGAGGCCUGACAGCUCUGGAUAUCGUGAGGGAGCUUCCUUCUCAGAAAAGUCAACACAUAGCAGCUCUCAUUGAAGAUUACACAAUUGGGAGGAAAAGCGCCAAAGCUGCGGAGAAGACUGCCCAAGCAGCACUUGUUCCAGCCACUGAUCCCGUGGGUCGGAUACCUCAGGGUGAUGUGGAGAAAGCAGUGACAGAGCUGAUCAUAGAUUUUGAUGUGAACCCUGAAGAGGAGAGCCCGUAUGAAGCUUUAUACAAUGCAACCUCCUGCCACUCCCUGGACAGCCUUGCCAGUGGGAGGUCUUCAGAUCGAGAGUCCAUGAAUAAGGAGGCGGAAGGAGCUGGUCUGAAAGCAGCAGGAGUCAGGCCUAGAGAACGUCCACCCCCGCCUGCCAAGCCGCCGCCUGAUGAAGAGGAGGAGCAGCACGCGGAGAAGAAGAUAGGCCAUGGUGCUUCCUGUGAGGCCGCUGUUGCACGAGGAAAAAGCAGGGGAAGUGGAGCUGAGGAAGAGGAACACCCGUACGAGUUGUUGCUUACAGCAGAAACUAAGAAGCCAGUUGCGGUGGAUAGAAAAACAAAAGACCACAGGAGGAGCAGUGGCAGCCGCAGCCAAGACUCUGCAGACGGCCAGGACAUCCAGGUUCCAGAGCAGUUUUCAGGGUUGCUCCAUGGUUCUUCCCCGAUCUGUGAAAUAAGCGAGGAUCCUUUCAGGCUCGUUUCCUCCGCGGAGAAAGGAGGCACGGAAGCUACAAGCCACCCACCUGCUAUGCAGCUGGAGGAUGCUGCCUUACCUGCCUCGGGAUCAGUACGGACCGGCUCUCCAGACCAAAACCAGAAAGCAGUCUAUGCAACCGUCCAGCACACGCACGCCAACCGGGCGGAUCCUGAAACUGUAGUCACGCCCCAUGUGCUCCAGCACCCCGGCGGUGCCGAGGACGAGGGGGACAGAGGUGGCGCUGUGGGCAGAGCCCACCCGGGGAGCAAGCCCAAAGCCGAGCUCAAACUCAGCCGCAGCUUGUCCAAAUCGGACUCCGAUCUUCUGACCUGCUCUCCGACGGAGGACGAUGCCAUGGGGAGCCGGAGCGAAUCGCUCUCGAACUGCAGCACCGGGAAGAAGAGGCUGGAGAAGUCCCCGUCCUUUGCUUCGGAGUGGGACGAGCAGUGCCGGCAGCAGUCCCUGCACAUCUCCAGGGCUCGGCAGUGGUGGCACAGCAUUGAGAAAAUCAUGAGCUCCAUCGGCGAAGGCAUUGACUUCUCUCAGGAGCAGCAGAGGAUCUCAGGUUCGCGGAUGCUGGAGCAGAGUGUCGGGGAGUGGCUGGAGUCCAUUGGCCUGCAGCAAUACGAGAGUAAGCUGCUUUUGAACGGCUUUGAUGAUGUCCGCUUCCUGGGCUGUAAUGUCAUGGAAGACCAGGACCUUCGGGACAUCGGGAUCGGUGACCCGCAGCACCGCCGCAAACUCCUGCAGGCAGCUCGCUCCCUCCCGAAGUUGAAGCCCCUGGGCUGCGAUGGGAACAGCCAGCCUUCGGUUCCCGCCUGGCUCGACUCUUUGGGGCUGCAGGACUACAUCCAGUCCUUCCUCUCGAGCGGCUACAGCUCUAUCGACACUGUGAAAAACCUCUGGGAGCUUGAAAUAGUAAACGUGCUGAAGGUGAACCUGCUCGGCCAUCGGAAGAGGAUCAUCGCCUCGCUGGCGGACCGGCCCUACGAGGAGCCACCGGCCAAGCCGCCGCGGUUCUCGCAGCUGAGAUGCCAGGACUUGAUGUCCCAGACGUCGUCACCCCUGAGCCAGAACGACUCCUGCACGGGCAGAUCCGCAGAUCUCCUGCUGCCCUCCGGAGACACCGGGAAGAGGCAACACGAGCGGGGCAGCGAGGUUGCGCCGUACUCCAGAGUUGACCGCUACAAAGCACAGGAGGAGCGUCGGGAGUCAAAGCUGACCCUGCGCCCCCCCAGCCUGGCUGCCCCGUACGCCCCAGUCCAGAACUGGCAGCACCAGCCGGAGAAGCUCAUCUUCGAGUCCUGCGGGUACGAGGCCAACUACCUGGGCUCCAUGCUGAUCAAAGACCUCCGAGGGACGGAGUCCACGCAGGACGCCUGUGCCAAGAUGAGGAAAUCCACAGAACACAUGAAGAAGAUCCCGACCAUAAUACUGUCCAUCACGUACAAGGGGGUGAAGUUCAUCGAUGCCUCUAACAAGAAUGUCAUUGCUGAGCACGAGAUCCGGAACAUUUCCUGCGCUGCUCAGGACCCCGAGGAUCUCUGCACGUUCGCCUACAUCACCAAGGACCUGCAGACCAGCCACCACUACUGCCACGUCUUCAGCACCGUGGACGUGAACCUGACGUACGAGAUCAUCCUCACGCUGGGGCAGGCGUUCGAGGUCGCCUACCAGCUGGCCCUCCAAGCCCAGAGAGCGAAGCCGCUGGGCGCUGCAGCAGCAGAGACGAUCGAGACGAAAUCUUCCAAACCGGUGCCUAAACCACGAGCCGGCGUGAGGAAAUCUGCAGUGCCGCUCCCUCCCGACACCCGCUGUUGUUACUGUCACACCUGUACAACACACCGCCCCUCCUACCUGCCGCUGCAGUCUGUUAGUCCCGGAGCUAAGCUGGAGCCCCCCGAAGUGGACCAAGACUCCCAGUCUCAUGCCAGUGUCUCCUGGGUCGUGGACCCCAAACAGGACUCCAAGCGGACCCUCAGCACUAAGUAUGAGACCACUAUCUUCUAAAGCAAACAAACCCUGUGUCCACCUAGUCUAACCGUGCCUUUGCGAUCUGAUCUGUCUGCUGUUCUAAACUCCCUCUUCCUCCAGCUGCUCGCACUGAGCCCCGCGUAGGCACUACGUCAAAGGCAGCAGCACUUAAGAGACUGUAGACUUAAACGGCUUUUGUACCUGAUCACUACUGAACACUGUGAAUUCUCCUUACUCGGAAACAAGGGUAACACGCUGUUAGAUGUCCGCCAGGUGGGAGGUGCAGGGGGGUGCAGGCUGGGGCAGUCGGAGGUGUGGAUCCAGGAAGCCGCCUGCCGUUUUCACGUCUUUCCCCUCACUCUGGCACUGUGAAUCCCUGGGGCAACGUGACGCUCCCCGGGCCUUUUUUCUAUUUCACCUUCUUAUCCUUGGACUGAUGGAGACCUCCCGUCUCUGCGGUGCACGCGCUCCCUCCUCCUAGACCCUCUAUUUCCCGACUGAGCCACGGCUGCAUCCCGUUCCGGUGAACUCACCCCUCCUCUUACCUGUCAUUCCAAUCGACACUAACCACUGUGAUGCUGUCUGCAAAUAACACGGUCACUAGAUUUCCUCUCGGGGUCCCUGCCCACAGUCUCCUCGAAGCCUGGAGCAGAGAAGCUGCUCUGAUGGGAGGUCAGGUUUGGGCCGGGCGUGAUCGUUCCCACUGUGAGCUCUGACCCUUCCCGGAGAUCCGGCGCGGUGGCCCCCGGCGAGCGCCCCGCGGGAGCUUUUCAGCUGCAUGCAUUUCAGUCCCCGCUAGGAGUUUCCCCCAUAGUCCUUGUGUUUACACUCACCAGACAGACUUCCCGUGACCUGUGGGUGUAGUUCUCAUCGUAAAGAUUGUGAAGAGGUAAAGCACUUAGAGGCACGUGUUGUUAGCCCCGUGUUGGGAAGGAAAGGUGUUUGAGAGGGGCUGGACGCUGCGCUGGUGGAGGUCUGGUAAAGCAGGCGGAGCUGUGCCGCGUCCAGCACGUCUCCUGCAGCUUUCCCUUUUGGCCGAAGGGAGAGAUGUGAUUGAAAUCAGUCUGCUGCUGACCCAAAGCUUAUUUUCAGUCUACAAAGCAUUGCACGAGGAGGGCUAUAGGGAUCUUGAAACAUCUGUCACCUUUCAUCCUUGAGAGCAAGGAUUUCAUUUGGAAAUGGCCCCGUGUCAGUGGGCACCUCUGCCUGUGCUGGCUGCUUCUCAAGUGCGUGUUUUCCUCUGGGAGCAUGUCCCCGUUUCUGUGCAUCUCAGCAGAAGCCGCUUUUAAUCCCGGACUGGGAAUCGUUUGCACGAGGCUGCAGGGCACUUGGCACAGGUCGGAGCGGAGCUGGGACGGGCUGGGACUGCAGAACAGUUCACGUCCCCCGUGAGCGCCCGAGCAAGCUGUCACAGACCUGCCCCCAGCUCCUUCACCUGCAUUUGCAAAGCUCUCUGAGAUGGAACUGAGGAGGAGGAGGGUGAUCUGAUGGCGAGACAGUGCUGGGAAGCAGGACUCCAGCUUCUCAUUAACUUCUGCUUCUCAUUAACUUGCCGCAUGUCCAAGCAACGUAGCCUCUCUUUACCUCGGUGUCCCCGUUUUCAGGCUGGGAAUGCACUUACCUACCUCUCAGGGUGCGAGGCUCGCUCCGUUUACAGAGCUGUUGCGGGGCCCCGCAGUGAAAGGCGUCGCCACUUCCACACAGUGGCAGCAAACCCCUUGCGCUCAGCCUCGCUCUCCCGACGCCAUCCGGGACCCGCGGUCUCGCAGCGAAGCCCCGGCUUGGGCCCUGCUCAGCCCCUCGCAGGCAGCGGCCGCGCACCUUUCCCGGGGGGAGGCUGAGCAGCCGGGGCAGCGUGGCUGGGGCCAUAGCUCACCGAGUGCAUCUUCGGGCGAGAGUCUGGAAAAAUCCCCUUGCAGCCCAGGUGUGGGGAGCUGGUGGUGACGGUGGGUCCGAGUUAGAGGCCUGAAGGUGAGCUGCCCGCACACCCGCGUGCCGUGGCUGCGUGGGCACCAUGGGUUACGUGGGCAGGGGGAGCACGCAGGUCUCCAGCAGCGCUCUGGUUCCAAAAGAGCUUUUGGAAUUUGCCCCAAAUCCCCCCUCGCGGUCAGAACAGCAACACUGGGUUAUUUACAGCUGUUAUUUAGGGGACAGAACGAGCUCGCCUGAGUUUUACUGGGGCUUUAGAGCUUCUGCCUAGCUGUUUCCCCAGACUUGUGGUGAAAUUUGAUGUUUCAACAUCUUUAUUUAGCCGUUUUCUUGGGAAUGAGUUUGAUCAUUGGAGUCCUUUCUGGCUUAAUGGCACUGAGUGGCAAACUGACUUCAAAAUUAGGGCCAGGCAUCCCAGUGAGAGGACUUUCUUAAAGCAAGAAAAGGAAAGUAGAUGUAUUUCCUGUGUUAUGAAGCCCCUAACGUAGACCCAGUGGCUCCUCUGCCUAAAGGCCUGAAGCAGAGGUCGUGCUGGAGUUGCCCAAAAUGCUGCAGCUCUGUCCCACGAGCCGGAGCAUUGUGGACGGCUGAGUACUGCAGCGUCAGAGGUGCUCCGAGAGCUUGGUCUGGGGUUGAGCUGUCCGAACUGUACGAGUGCCCUGAGGGUUUGGUAUCCUUCAGAGAGGAAGGGAACUGACAGCAGUGGGAAUAUCGUUCCCACGUGUAAGCAUUUACCAUACAGUCACCCACACCUAUUCCCCAUUGCAGAGGGUCUGAGCUCUUGCAUCUCCCCCCGCGUUGAGCUGGGAGCGGCAGGUUCCUCCCGAAACGGGGCCGCUAGUGCAUGUGCCUUUCUCAGGGUGACCGUCCCAACCCAGCUGGAAACAGGCGGCGCUGCCCUCACUACAAAGCUUCCUCUGUGUCCCUAACCCUCACGGCUGUGUCUCAUCUCCUGGCUGUACGCCUCGCCUUUCCCGGCACUCGUUUGUGUAUGACUCGGAAAUCAUUCAUUCCAUUAUCUUCCUUUCUGUUUGCCUCUGAAAAGCUGAUCUCCGGGCAGCUGUCUCCUACCACGGAAAUGUAGUAACGGGGCAGAGACCUAAGAAGCAGUGGCCUGCUGACACGAAGAUCAUCUCCAUCUGGCACUGGUGUCUGCCUCGGAGUGGGUGCUCAGUGAGGGCUCCCAAAGCAGAGGGGGAAGGGAUCCCAGCCUCCAGCUGAUAAAGCAGCUCUCCAUUUCUAGCAAAGGAAAAGUUGAGACUUCCGAGGCCGAGAGCGAUGUCACGCUUCCUAGGCUGAGAAAAAAAAACUUCUUUCGACCCGUUUCGUUGUUUUUUUUUUUUUUUUUACAUGUGAAAUGAUACAGAGUAAAUCCAGUUUGCAGUUUAAAUGUAGCACUGCAGGUUUUUUUGGUGAGGGAAAAAGAAUUAUCUUUAUUUACUGAGAAUCCACGCAGUCCGGCAAGGAGUACAAUAGAAAGUCUUAGCAGUGGGAGUGGUGUGCGCAUCUCUAACGGUACUGAAAAUUGCUUCAAUUCUGGGUGAACAGUAGAGAAAUGCCAAAUUCUUGGAAAUAACUUCCUCCAGUGUGAGAAGCCUUGCAGGGCAGGUCCGCAUCCUUUGCCUUCCAAGCCACUCCAUGCUUUAAUAGCGGAUGGAGAUAAGGAAAAGAGUCUGCAAAGGAUCUUCCACCUCCGAGUGGUUGUGGCCAAGUAUUCCCGAUGGUACAAAGCUCGCUUCCCCUACAGAGAACGGUUGCAUUGCAAUACUGGACAUUUCUAUGGCAAGGACACAAUUUCUUCCCAUUUACGCACUGAAUACCUGGAGGCGACUCCAGCCUCUUGUGCACCUGUCUUGUUUUUAAAUGCAGUUAUGCCCUGAAGGGUUGGGGUUUUUUUAAGCUUAUUCAAUUGUGAUUUAGCACUUUUUUGAUACUAGCUCAUUAUUUAAUUAGUGCAACAGUUUUUGGAAGAUGAACAGAAAAAAAAAAAAAAAGGAGUUAAAUUUUGGGCAUUACACUGAAACAAUCCAUACCCGAGGAUAAAUCCUAUCGACCCGAGGAUAAAUCCUAUCAACCCGAGGAUGGCUUGGCCCCCUUCCAAAUACCGCCAUCUCCAAGGUGUGCUGUGUGCUGGUUUUUCUGUGAGUUACCGGAGUAUUUAACAGGAGUUGUGGCUGUGACUGAUGUGUUUUCACAGCGCUGUUCCUCUCGGGGGAGAGCUGUUAAAACAGUUGUGAUUUUUAAUCCUUCGGAUGCAAAAAACGUAGCGCAGCACAUUUGUUACGAUCUCGACAGGCGUUGUAAUGCUUGGGGAUGUGGUACCCUGCUGCUUUACUAGAAUGAUAUGCCCUAAUAAUUCCUGUUUAACUCCAGUUGCUGCUGUACGUCAGGAUUUCAUUUAGUCUCUCCAGCCAGUAAGACGAGGAGAGAAGUGAAGCGUAAUCCCGAGGGCAUAGACCUGUAAAUGAUUAGGAGGGGAAAGUGGAGAUUUUUUUUUUUUUAAGUUGAUGAAUUUAGGAAACCUAACAUUCCUUGUUAUGCGUAUGUUGCAAUUCAUCCUGGUGUAAGUGUAAAUAUUUGGUGUGUUGGCAACAAGUCUUUUUGGAGAGAUUGCAAAUUGAACCUCUGCUUGGGAGGAGGGACACCUUUCUUUUUUUGAUGCAGGAGCUUUUUGAAGGUUGGCUUGGAGGUGAAGUGGUGAUGAAGACUCCAAUCUUCAGGGGGCUGGAACUGGUGACCCUGGUGGUCCUUUCCAGCCCUGUGUAUAAUUCCAUGGUUGUCUUUAGUGAUCCAACAGUUCUUUAGCCAGAUGCUCUUUCUCACUUAAUAGACAAGGCAAUUGUUUUGGCAGUGCAUCUUCCCCUUUGAUUUCAGUGGGUUUUGAGGUACUUGCAUGCUGGAGACUGAUUCUGGACCAUGCCAGUCACUGACUCCCGGUGAUUUAACACAUCCAUGACACAGUAUUUUGGCUCUUCCUCCCUACAGGAUUUCACGGUACCUGGAGGAAAGUGCCCUAAAUUGCUGGUGCUGAAUAUGACUGAAUUAAAAUGCAUCUGCUGUACUGCCUGCCUGCGGAAAGGUGGUGCUGCCCCAGGUUUUGUUCCCCUUUUUGAGAACAGAUUGUAGUUUACAGGCUUUGAUUUGUACACGGCAUGAGUCCAGGCUGAGAACUCAAGACAAACAAAGAUGUUUGCUAAGAUGUUUUUUUUACUAAGAUUUUUUUUUAAUAAAGGAGGGGAUGAUUUUUUUUUCCAAAUCAAAGUUGCUUUUUCCUUUUUAGUUUUGUAUUGACAAAAACAAACAAAACCACCUAAUCUUAGCUGGUUUUGAACUUCCUUUGGGAUUUUUCUUUUUAGAAGAUAAAAAUUAUGCAACUCUUGUGGGGUACAUGCCUCUCUCCCUCCUAGGGAGGAGGUAGGGCACCUUCCAGGAUGUACCUCUAGCGAAAAGUUCAUGCCUUCACAAGGCUGCUGCGAGACACAGACCAGAUGCCAAAUAGUACCUCCAACCAACUCGUGCUGUGCCCAGCUGAUGUGGGUUCAGUUGCUUUAAUGCUCCUCCCACCCCGCUUCAGAAGUUUCUAGCAGCAGAAUUUUCCCUGGCUUUCUUCUGCUUGCAUCGUUUCCAUGCAAUCAGAUCUUUAUUUUAGAGCAAGCACAGUGUUUGCAACACUGUCUUCUUGCAAAAAGUCUCCCGUGUAGGUCUCCUAUUGGCAUUACUUACUGCAUUUUUUUUUCAAAAGGAAGUAAAUGCGCUGCUCUUACCAAGUAGAUUUUCUUACCCGUGGAAGAAUAACCUGAGAUUCCCUAACAGGGCAGAGAACAGUCCAGUUCAGUUUGCAAUGUAGACAUUUUUGCUAAUUGUGAUGUAUGGCAGUGGGACUGAUUUGUAAUACAAAUGUUAUUUAAUCUGUCUGUAUUUUGAUACUUGAAUUUCCUUUUAUUUUCUGUAUAUACAAUUGUUAAUCUGUUCAAAUUUGUCUGAAUUUUCAACAUCUUGUGGUACCAAACAUAACCAAUCUGUGCAACAACAUAGACUGACCUCACUACAACAAGGCGAGAUUGUAAAUAUUCCUGGGCUUCCAGCAGUCGUUUUGUUGUUUUCAUAAUUGUACAACUUAGAACAGACUGAAUUAAUAAACAAACUUAGACACACA
Molecule: messenger RNA, 9761 nt
Organism: Oxyura jamaicensis (ruddy duck)
Lineage: Eukaryota; Metazoa; Chordata; Aves; Anseriformes; Anatidae
Gene: ANKS1A
Product: ankyrin repeat and sterile alpha motif domain containing 1A
Exons: 26
Coding region: 47-3712 (1221 amino acids)
Cellular component (GO): cytosol
Molecular function (GO): protein binding
Source: RefSeq, a predicted model, not a curated record